AAAAGGGCGUCUGAAGGCGACACCUUUGCUGCAUGUUUACCGGGGCUUUACACUUCUAAUGUGGCGUUUGUAGAUUUUGUAGAUUGAAAACAUGGAUUUUGGGGAUCUGUUUGAUGAGCGAAUGUUUACUUUCUCGGACUUUCAAGAGUUCACGUUCGUCCCUGGACAUCAGAGACUCUCCGAACGGGUCAGGAAGCGUUUGUACUACGGCCUGGAUCAGGAAGCUUCUCUGGAUGCGCUUUCCUGUCCUGUUACAGAUAUCGCAGUGGAGCUGCUGCAGAAAUCGGCCCCGAGCCCAAUACGGAAACUUCGUAAGAAAUACGCCGCCCACGUGGCCCGAGAAGCGUGCAUCUCGCCAUGCGCCAUGAUGCUGGCGCUGGUUUACAUCGAAAGGCUCAGACACCGAAACCCCGAAUACCUGCAGCAGAUCUCGUCCUCCGACCUCUUCCUGAUCUCCAUGAUGGUGGCUAGUAAAUAUCUGUACGACGAAGGCGAGGAGGAGGAGGUCUUCAACGACGAAUGGGGCGCGGCCGGCAAGCUGGACGUCCAGACCGUCAACACCCUGGAGCUGAACUUCCUCAACGCCAUUGACUGGUGCCUGUUUGCUGAGCCCGGUGAAUUCUUCAAGGUGCUCAGCCGACUGGAGAGCAGCGUCGCCGAGCGGCAGGGCACGGAGCGCGGCUGGUACACCUACACCGAUCUGUGUGUGCUGCUGGAGCAGGCCGACUGGAAGCAGGCGCUCGGCGCCAUCUACCAGCACUUCACCAAGGUGACGUGCAUGCUGGGUCUUCUGUACCUGGCGAGCGUGGCCGGGAUCAUCGCGGCCUCGGCCGCCCUCCACCAGCUGGGCCUCCCCGCCUCCGGCCUGGACAACUCGACGCUCGUCCAUCCUCACCGCCCUCGCUGCUGCGUCCCGACCGACCCCGCCGCCGGAAAGCCUCGCCUCCCGGACCCCCACCGGCACCGUUACAGAUCCGACUCCCUCUCUCCUCUCGGUCCCAACCCCGCCUUCGCCUUCUGGAGCUCGGUCCUGUCCACUCUGGUCAGCUGGGACGUCCGGCGGCAGCGGCGGGACCCCGGCGCGGCUCCGUCACCGUGCCGGGCUCAGAACGUCACCGCCGGCUGCCGCCCGUCCUCGUCCGCCUGGUUCGCGUCUCCCGAUCUGCUCGGCCAGUCGCCCUCGGUACCGCGAUCGCCUUUGAAUCCGCUGACGGACACUGCAGUGCCUUAUGGGAAAGCGCCGGCCCUGCUCAUUCCCACUUAGGGGGAUCACGGGCCCCCGAAACUAAUCCGGCUCUUCUCCUUUAUAGAUGUGUAACGUUAGCUUUGAACUUCCGGCGGGAUUUUAUAUUUUUAUCACAAUAUAGCGGCGGCGGGGCGCUAACCGGAACCGAGUGCGGCGUGUGACCGGAGCUACGUGCAAGAUACUUAGAUUUAAAGAUCGGGGGGUCAUGACGGGGCAGUUUAGCCCACAUGGACCCUGACCAUCGACUCCUCACUUCGACCCAUUGAUUUAGAUUCAAUAGGUCUCUAUUAGUGCAGGCAGAGUUGCCAGAUUAGGCAAAAUCCCCCAAUAAUAAUAGUAAUAAUACAGUAAUAAAGGCGCAGUGGUAGCUCAGUCGUUAAGGUACUGGACUAGUAAUCGGAAGGUUGUCGGUUCAAGCCCCACCUUCACCAGUACGCCACUCUUGGGUCCCUGAGCAAUAGCAUAGCAGAACAAAGGUGUCCUGUUAAUGCUGCGAAUGCUGCAGAGAUCCACCAGUCUGGUGAAAAGAUCUCUCAGGAGGCGGAGCUUAGGUCACAUGGACCCUGACCAUCGACUCCUUCCUCACUUGAGCUCUGUGCUCGUCGCAUUUUAUUCUGCGCUCAAGUGGGAAGCUGCGAGUUCUAGAGGUUGCCAGAUUAGGCAAAAUCCACUAAUGCUAAUAGUAAUAAUACAGUAAAUUAGGGGGUACUGGUAGCUCAGUCGUUAAGGUACUGGACUAGUAAUCGGAAGGUUGUCGGUUCAAGCCCCACCACUGCCAAGUUGCCACUCUUGGGCCCCUGAGCAGUAGGACAGCAGGAUGAAGGUGUCUUCCUAAAUCCACCACCGUCUGGUGAAAAGAUCUCUCAGGAGGCGGAGCUUAGGUCACAUGGACCCUGACCAUCGACUCCUCACUUGAGCUCCGUGCUCGUCGCAUUUUAUUCAGUGCAGGCAGUUGCCAGAUUAGGCAAAAUCCCCCAAGAAUAGUAACAAUAGUUAUAAUACAGUAAUAAAGGGGCGGUGGUAGCUCAAGUACUGGACUAGUAAUCGGAAGGUUCUUGGUUCAAGCCCCACCACUGCCAAGUUGCCCCUCUUGGGCCCCUGAGCAAUAGGAUAGCUGGUUAAUGGUGUCCUGUUAAUGCUGUGAAUCCUGCAGAUCUCUCAGGGGGCGGGGGCUUAGCCCACAUGGACCCUGACCAUCGACUCCUCACUUCGACCCAUUGAUUUAGAUUCAAUAGGUCUCUAGAGUGCAGGCAGAGUUGCCAGAUUAGGCAAAAUCCCCCAAUAACAUUAAUAAUAAUAAUAAUAAUAAUACAGUAGUAAAGGGGCAGUGUUGGGGGGAAGGUUGUCUGUUCAAACCCCACCAUUGCCAAGUUGCCACUCUUGGGCCCCUGAGUAAUAGGAUAGCAGGAUAAAGGUAAAAGUAAUAAUAUAUAGAGUAGAAUAGAAUAUCUUUAUAUGUCGUAUAUGCACAUACCCUGACCAUCGACUCCUCACUUGGGCUCUGUGCUGUGAGAAGUGGGAAGCUGCGACCGUCGCUGAUUUAGAUUCAAUAGGUCUCUAGAGUGCAGGCAGAGUUGCCAGAUUAGGCUAAAUCCCCCAAUAAUAUUAAUAAUAAUACAGUAGUAAAGGGGCAGUGUUGGGGGGAAGGUUGUCUGUUCAAACCCCACCAUUGCCAAGUUGCCACUCUUGGGCCCCUGAGUAAUAGGAUGGCAGGAUAAAGGUAAAAGUAAUAAUAUAUAGAGUAGAAUAGUGUACAGUGCAACGAAAUUCUUUCUUCGCAUAUCGAAGCUUAUUUGGAAGCUGGGGUCAGAGUUCAAGGUCCCAACUUGUCUAAAAAUGGCUCAAGGCCCCAACAGUGGCUGCAUGACGGAGCUGGUAUUUGAACUCUCAACCUUUCAAUAAAUAGCCCAAAGCUCUAACCACUAGGCUACCAUCGUCCCAUCGACAUAAUAAUCACCACACGGACGUUCUAUCAGUGCAGCGGUAAAUACAUGAUAAUAAUAGUGCUACUAAAAGCAGAUCGAUAUGAAAGGUCUAUGAUCUUGCAUGUAGUUCCUUUACCAUUGUGCUUCCACGCGUUCCUCCUCGUCCAGGUUAGCUCUCGGGGUUCCGCUGUUUUAAUUUUAUAUGAAAUGUUUGUACAGGAAUAUAUAUCGGCCACCUUCUGACGGGCAAAGGUUUGCAGGAGAAACGAAGAGAGAGGAUUUAUUUAUUCCCUUUGUUUUACUGUUUGCUGAGGAUAUCAUUCAAGUUCUGUUACUUUUGGAAGGAUUAGAUUUUAGUUGCAUGAGGCGUCUUGGAUCGAGUCCCGUCAGCCUGGCCGGGUCGAUAUUACAGCCUGGGGUUCGAGCUCGAGAGCUCCGGGUCUUUAGCGAGUACUGUGAACAUAAUAUUAGUAGUCUCCACUGGGCGGCAUCUAGCGGGCAUGAUUGGCAGUGCCUGCAGCAGAUACUAAUUGGCCACCGUAUCUGCAGGGUGGGGGCCGGACUAUGUGUGGGUGGGUGGGUCUUCAUACGCUGUGUGAGGACCCUGAUUGGCGGAAGAGACGCCUGGGCGAGAGGAGGAGGCGUGUACAGCGACGUGCUCUCCUCGGAUGCAGUCUGGUAUCUGUCAGCAGCGGACGACAAAAUUGAGUCGCUAAAUCGGGAGGGAAAUGGGGAGAAAAUGCAUCAAUAUAUAUAUAUUAGUAAUAGUACAAAUAAAACAUGUAAUUUUGGAGCGCUUGCUGGUCUAAUAUGUCAGCAAACCGCCACUGGGAGCUUGAGUUCUUGAGUUUGAAUACCACUGAUGGUACCGAAGUGGCAGGGAAGGUCAGUUGCCUCUGCAACAGCGACUCCUACUGUCUGGUCAAGGAAUCCACCGCUGGCUGGUGUAAAGAAGCAGGUCUUAGGGCCGCUCAGGUAAAAACACACGCUGGAGCCAGAGCUGGGAUCUGGAAUACAUCGUAUCGAGUCUCGGCUCUGCCUUGCCGGCGGAGGCUGAGCGGCCACAUGAACGACGAUCGGCCUGUUGUUCAGAUACGGGCGGGACUAAGCCGGAUUGGGUCUCUCUCUCUCAUGACUGGUGCGAUUACGACCUCUGCUGGCUGAUUGAUGGCGCCUGCACAGAGAUGAGAAAAGAGUGCUCUCGGGGUGUGUCCCUCCGUACACAACGCUGAGCUGCACGGCACUCGUCAAAGCGAAGGUGAUAAGAUGCGUACGGCUGCUGCGCACGUGUCGGAGGGGGCGUGGGUUAGCUUCGUUCUCCUCAGUCGGAGCGGGGAUCGGCAUCGGUGGAGAGGAAGCGUGACGCAAUCGGGCAAUUGGACGCGCUAAAAGGGAGAAAGUGCAUAAAGAAAAAAAAUAUAUAUAUAUAUAAAAGAAACAUGUUUUAGGAGCUCUAGGAUGUUAGGAUACUCGUGCCUCUUCUUCAGGACCAGAGUGUUUGCCGUGGCUGACGGGACCGGACCAAACCGGGACCAGUACAGAAGCAGUAAUGGUAUCAGAUGUGACGUCAGGGUUGAAAGGUUCUGUUCUGUUAGUUGUUGUUAUUCCUGACACCCACAUUUUGGUUCCUUCCGACAUCAACUGUGAAAUCUCAGCAAGUCGGGCUGGAUCCUGAAACCUCCAGCGUACGGGUUCGAAACCCAUCGAGCGAUUGACCAGCGGCUCGUCGGUCGCUCAUCCUUCCACGGUCGAAGAAUCUAUAAAGAGUUUUAUUAGUCUGAGGAAUCUAGGGUGGUUUGUUUUCUAACGGCUCUCGAUCUGUUGUGUUCAGUUUGGCUUCAGCUUCCUUUUUGUUAACGCCGCUUUCUCCUUCUGAGUUCCAAUGCAUCCCAGUUCAUUUUGUUUUGGUUAACGGACUGGAGGAUCGAAUAAAGGGUUUGACUGGACGCAAAUAUCAAAA
Messenger RNA from Trichomycterus rosablanca, 5131 nucleotides. It is a transcript of the gene cnppd1, whose product is annotated as cyclin Pas1/PHO80 domain containing 1. Gene Ontology annotation, cellular component: nucleus; cyclin-dependent protein kinase holoenzyme complex. Gene Ontology annotation, biological process: regulation of cyclin-dependent protein serine/threonine kinase activity. Gene Ontology annotation, molecular function: cyclin-dependent protein serine/threonine kinase regulator activity; protein kinase binding. The coding region runs from base 92 to 1264 and encodes 390 amino acids. The transcript has 8 exons. The record is from RefSeq and is a predicted model, not a curated record. Lineage: Eukaryota; Metazoa; Chordata; Actinopteri; Siluriformes; Trichomycteridae.